Molecule: messenger RNA, 3949 nt
Organism: Grus americana (Whooping crane)
Lineage: Eukaryota; Metazoa; Chordata; Aves; Gruiformes; Gruidae
Gene: CDK3
Product: cyclin dependent kinase 3
Exons: 7
Coding region: 2318-3247 (309 amino acids)
Biological process (GO): regulation of gene expression; signal transduction; regulation of G2/M transition of mitotic cell cycle
Cellular component (GO): cyclin-dependent protein kinase holoenzyme complex; nucleus; cytoplasm
Molecular function (GO): ATP binding; cyclin binding; cyclin-dependent protein serine/threonine kinase activity
Source: RefSeq, a predicted model, not a curated record
UUGUAAUGCAAGGCCUGGAGACGUCAGAAAGAGAAGUCGUCUCCAAAUCUCAAGGUAAGCAGCUGACACUCACACGCACUGCCGGAGCCCAGCGGGUCACCAGGCUGGUGGCAGAUCGGAGGUAGAGGGCAUUAAUGCAAAGUUUGUUAGUGCUGUGUGGCUGCGGGUCCGUGAGUGCCUGCAUUUGGUUACUGUGACUCAGCUGCCACGCAGGAGUGUUCCUGGCAAAACACUCACAUACCUGGACUGACCAACAAAGAAACAGGAAGAACAGAGAGUCACUAUUUUCAGUAGCAUCUGCCUCUUUGGGUUUUCAGGAGCUGAUGUUCAGGAGAGGAUUGGCUUUAGCUCUAAAAUAAAUAUUUGCAGUGCUCUGAGAACCACCACUUUCUUCCUUGACACAACUAAGUUUAGGAGACCUUAAAUCAUUAUUUUUUUGAAGCAUCUAAAGGUUUUGAUUGAUAUUUUCCUACAUAAAUAUGAAAAUAGAAGGCAGCCUGUCUUUUAUUGAUUAAAAACCUCUUUCUUGCUAGGGCAAAUGCAUUAGGCCCUGCAGAAACCCCACAGAUGAUGUAAGAAAAUUUAACGAAAUGCAAUUUUCCUCCUUCUCCUAAGUACUGGGUGUGUAAGGAAGUGUUUGGCUUUGAAAAAGUUGCAAGAGGAGGAGACGAAGUUACAUCAGAACCACUCUGGUUUAAGAACAUGGUGCCAGACCCACCCAGCAGCAUUAAAUCAUCAACAAAAAGACAGAAAAUCACUAAUGUGAGAUGAGAAUCAAAUGUUAGUGCAAGAGGGAGAAGACUCUUCUGUGCUAUAGCAAUCCCUGGACCCGGAGUGAGCUGGGACUGUGGUUUGCAGGGGAAUUCAGCCACCUGCAGCUUUUUCUGCUUUUUGCUCAGAUUCUCUGGUGAGACGUUCAGAAAAUAAGGACUGAAGCCAUACAAUGCACAGCAACAGAUCAAAAUGCAACAGGUACUGGCAACAUCCCUGUUUACCAGCAGGCUUGAUUCAAAAUCCUGAGAUGGUUUGGUAAUUACAGUUCUUGCUAUAAUCUUUAAUCACAGUUUAGCCUUAUGGUUUUUUCUUCAUGCAGUUUUGAUCCAAAAGCCCUGCCUCAACACACUCUGUUCAGCCCAAGUCCAAAAACAUGAUCUCAGGAGACAAGAUUUUAACCUGGUUUUGUAAGAAGUGAUUAUUUGUCACAAUGUGUUUAUAUUUACACCUUGUCUCCUAUCUGUUGUCCUGCCUUCCUCCCUGUCCUUAAAUUUUAUCCAAAUGGCCAGGUUUGCCAGAGAGUUGGGAAUAUCCAAGAUGCCAGGACUAGGAAUAUCCAAAAUGCCACGUUCCUACAACUGCUAUGAAAAAUCGCCACAAACCCAACCAGCCAGGAAGAGGAGAGCAAAUUUGGCAAUGACUCCGGACAGAGACACAGGCACAAACUGAACCUUCACAAGCCACUGGAGAACCCACACAGGAGUUUGCCGUGGCCAUGUGAAUCCCUCUUCAGCCACAGAGCAACCACACUUUGGUUCUUUCACAUUAGCAAAAUUGGGAUCAAUUUUAAAAAGAUUUUGAGCCACCAGUCUGCACUGUGGGCCCACAAGCCCUCCAGGAAUCAGUCCCUACGGCUCUACCUUUCCUGGUACCACAAUGCGUAAUAUUUUUUUAAUCAUGUCCUGUCAGCUGUCAAGUCAAUAAUUAAUCCCCCGCCAAGGACACCUUCCAAAAGGCUGACCAAGCAGCGCAGCCCACAGUGGGGAGGUUCAAGGGACAAUUGCGCAAGAUUAAAAAAAAAAAAAAAUGUUUCUGCUGUGUUUGACCUCAGCGUGUCCCAGGGAACCCUGGUGACACACCACAUCCCCCUGAUGCCAGGCACAGUGCAAACGGAGCUGCAGAGCUUCCCUUGGCCCUGUGCAGUCCCUGCUGCCUUUCCCACAGGCCCAAAGCGCCUCUUCACAUGCACGUUGCUCAAUUUUUGCUUUAGCUAACACACCCCACAACCUUGGUCACAAGUAGCCGGUCCCAGGCAGUUGGUGCAUGCUGUGUCUGGCUCUUUGGGUCUCCCGAAGACCCCCAGACAGACGCCCACCAGCGUGCCCAGGCAGCCUCGUCUGCCUGCAGCUGCUCCAGUUCCAGGCAGGUCCCUGUGCUGCAGCAAGGGGGAACCCAGACCCCAGAGAGCAGCUCAGGGGACACGUGGGGAGAGCAUACACCUGCACAUUUGGGAGGUUUGGGGGGUUUUUUCUUUCUUUUUUUUUCCCCCCUCAGAAAGCAGUGCUAGCUGCCCCCACUGCCAUCACAAGGCUGAGGCAGUGCCAUGGAUGCCUUCCAGGAGGUGUUUCAGAAGGUGGAGAAGAUCGGGGAGGGCACUUACGGUGUGGUGUACAAGGCUCGCAACAAGCGCACGGGGCAGCUGGUGGCCCUCAAGAAGAUCCGCUUGGACUCGGAGACGGAGGGUGUCCCCAGCACUGCGAUCCGAGAAAUCUCACUGCUGAAAGAGCUGAAGCACCCCAACAUAGUCAGGCUCCUGGAUGUCAUACACAGCCAGAAGAAGCUGUAUCUGGUGUUUGAGUAUCUGAAUCAGGACCUGAAGAAAUACAUGGACUCAUCCCGAACUGGAGAGCUUCCUUUAAGCUUGGUCAAGAGCUACCUUUUCCAGCUGCUGCAGGGUGUGAGCUUCUGCCACUCGCACAGAGUCAUCCACAGGGACUUGAAGCCACAAAACUUGCUCAUUAAUGAAGCAGGAGCAAUCAAGCUGGCUGAUUUUGGACUGGCAAGAGCUUUCGGAGUCCCCCUGCGCACAUACACUCACGAGGUGGUGACUCUGUGGUACCGAGCCCCUGAAAUACUACUGGGAUGCAAAUACUACUCAACUGCCGUGGAUAUCUGGAGCAUCGGCUGCAUCUUUGCAGAAAUGGUGACCAGGAAGGCCCUGUUUCCAGGGGACUCUGAGAUCGAUCAGCUCUUCCGGAUCUUUCGCACCCUGGGCACUCCCACUGAGGUGACCUGGCCUGGGGUGACCCAGCUGCCUGACUACAAGGGGAACUUUCCCCAGUGGGCACGGAAGGAGAUGAAGGAUAUUGUUCCCAACUUAGAUCGAGAUGGUAGAGACUUACUGGUGCAGUUGCUCCUGUACGAUCCCAGCAGGCGCAUCUCAGCCAAGGCAGCCCUCAAUCACCAGUACUUCUUUUGGAGAAGCCCUCGGAGCCCUGAAGAGCGACGUGCGCUGCAGAGACACCACAGAUGAGAAGACACAGCUCUCCCCCUGCGCUUGCACCUCCGGGUAGCAGUGCAGGUCUGAUUUUGGGCACUUAGCAGGGUGCUGGCUGGGACCCAGGGUCUCACUUCUCCCGAGGAGCCUGGAGAGGGACAUUCUUGCAUUUAGAGUCUCAGCCUGUUGCUGGGGGAAAGUUUGGGUUACAGCCAGCAGAGCUGUUCUGAAGAGGUCAUGUGCAAAAGGGUGAGGGGUAUUUAUUAGCAUAAACCACUGAAAUGUGGAGAGAUCGUAUCGUUGUCCUCGCAUUAGUCAGUGAGCUAAGGCGGCACGUAGCGAUUUCUGUCUCUCCAGCACUGGAGCAUCCCCAGUUGUCGGUGGCAGUCCCUGACACCAGGGCGUGCUGGAGCUCCACUUUGGGUAGGAGAGCGCUUCUCUGCUCAGCCCUUUGCUGCUGUUACCAAAGACUAGGGUUGUCAGCACUAGACAAGUUGUUUAACCUGAGCUGUUUAACAGAGUUGACAUUCUGCUCUUCCACACGCUGAAGAGCACUAUCAGGUAUCUUAAUUUGUGUCUUAGCUGGGAUCAAGAAGCCAAAAGAUCCAGUUAGUGUAAAGCACUUGUUGCAUAUGGCUGGAAACAGUAACAGCUAAAACACUGGCUUUCCAUCAUCGGUCCAGAUGUACUGCUGCUUCCUUCACUUUGUUGUCUUGGAAAUGUUUUUGCUAUUCAAAU